This is a messenger RNA of Hibiscus syriacus, 923 nucleotides long. RefSeq lists its product as uncharacterized. The record is from RefSeq and is a predicted model, not a curated record. The transcript is spliced from 2 exons. Bases 111 to 767 code for a protein of 218 amino acids. NCBI's taxonomy places the organism in Eukaryota, Viridiplantae, Streptophyta, Magnoliopsida, Malvales, Malvaceae.
UGAAAAUUCAACCCUACGCUCUCAGUCCUUUUCAACAAGACGACCGUCACCAUUUAUACUCCGUUUGAAUCUCCACCGGUUCUCUGUAAAAGGCAAAAGAAGAAGAUACCAUGUCGAAGAUGAGAUAUGAUCGUAAGCCCCCGCUUGCUAAAUCGCCUAUUCGCCUACGACCCCGUCGCGUCCUCGGUUCAAACUCAACCUCCCUGCAAACCCCGUCAGGUUUUUUGACGAAAUCCCAAAAGCCGGUUCGUGCUUGGAGCAGUGAAGAAUAUGAGAUUCGACCUGAAUAUCUGUCCAUUUCUAGCGAGUUACGUGCUUUGGCUAGGAUGGUUAAAUGUGAAAUCGGAAACGCGGAAACGGAGAACGCUGGUUUUGGCGAGACUAGUCUCGGCACAAACCCGACUACUCUGUUCGAGAGAGGCAGGUUUUACGAGGAGUACUCGGCGAGGAGAAACGAGAGGCUGAAGAGAAGGAAAGGCGAAACGGGGACAGAGUCGAAGAGUGGGCACCAUCCUGGACUUGGAGUAACCAUUGAAUCUUCAAAGAGAACACAGUCGAAGAAGCUGGAGAGCUUGAGGAAGUCGGUGUCUGCUGCUUAUUCCGUGGAGGGGAGUGAGAUUCAAACUCCCAGGUAUUCGCUCCGAAGCAUGAGCAAGACCAAAGAUAAUAAGAAACCUCCCAUUGCUGUCAAUAAUUACAAUUCGUCUGUGUCUAUGAUUGGCACUGCAAGCAAAACUACGGCUAGACGAGUUGGUCGAAGGGUCUGAAAAUUGGAAAUUGAUUUUUAUUAGGCUUUUUUAUUGGUUUAAGAAAUCUGGGAUUUCAUUUUUUUAUUGGAUUUUAUGUUUAUGCUUUCGAUUAGGUUUAAGUGUUUUCGUUUGAUGCAUAUGAAUAGGAGGUACUCAAAUAGCAUUCAGCUUUUA